GUUAGAUAUCUUGCAUCUAGAUAAUUCAGUAUGAGAUUGGGCUGAGUUUGUGUUAAUCCUUAACUUGAUACAGUGAUCCCUCAAUAGUAACGGUAACAUACUUAUUCAAACCCUGUGAAAAUACAUUUAAGAUAUUAUGACAUAUAUGUAAGCAAUUGCUCCUUAUAGACGUGAGUGGCUUACCACAAUCUUUAGACAGAUUACGCCUUCCAUUAUUUUAUUCGAAACUUCAACUUCUUCCCACCAACUUAGGAGUUUUAUUUGAACUUCUAAAAACAUUAUGAUCAUUUGCACUCAAACUUCUAAAAGAUAUAUUCAUCUUCUAAAAGAAAAAGUUUUGACAUUGAAGGAGAUCAUUUUCACUCGCUUUGACUUUUUUUGUUGUUGUUUGGUUUUCUCACUAUGAUCUGCACGGAUUCAAGUCACCAGCGGAUUUCGUUCUCAAGUGAUCUUGGCCAAUCCGAGAUAGCACCACCACCCGUAGUAGAACCAUCCGGCCUCAUCCGAAGAGACGAAACUCUUCUAGAUUCAUCAAACCCAGACUUUGAGUUCCAUAUCUCAAACAACUUUGAUCCAGGAGAUUCCUCACCAGCGGAUGAGAUCUUUGCAGACGGCAUGAUCCUUCCUUUCCAUGUAACCGCAGCUUCCACUGUACCAAAACGUCUCUACAAGUAUGAACUCCCUCCCAUUACCUCCUCCCUUUCUCCAUCCCCUCCCCUGCCACAACCGUUACCCACAAAACACAGCGAGAAGGAAACCAACGGGCGAGCGAGCGGAGCAAACUCUGACUCAGAAGCAGAGAAGUCAUCAAAGUCGUUUUGGAGUUUCAAGAGAAGCUCGAGCCUAAACUGCGACAUAAAGAAGAGUCUGAUCUGUUCGUUUCCUCGGCUCACUAGAAGCAACUCUACAGGUUCGGUUACUAAUUCUAAGAGAGCAAUGCUGAGAGAUGUUAACAACCAUAGGCCCUCUUCUCGGUCCUCUUGCUGCAAUGCGUAUCAGUUCAGACCGCAAAAGCACGCAGGAAAGAAAGGUGAAGGAGGAGGAAGCUUUUCCAUCAUUCCAGUCCUCAACGGUCCAUCAACAUUUGGGUUAGGAUCGAUCUUACGCCAUUCGAAAGAUAAGACGAAGAAGAAGAAGAACAAGAAGUAGAUGAUAUGAGAUGUUCAGAGUUUAUCAGUUAUGUUUCCUCGUUUGAUUGUGUCUGCAAAUUGUUGUGUGAGUUUUUCUCGAACUUUGUACACAUUUUUUUUAGUGUUACUACAACUUUUUUAGGUUGCUUCAAUAUUUCGAAUUGGACACA
Molecule: messenger RNA, 1300 nt
Organism: Camelina sativa (false flax)
Lineage: Eukaryota; Viridiplantae; Streptophyta; Magnoliopsida; Brassicales; Brassicaceae
Source: RefSeq, a predicted model, not a curated record